UUUUAACAAAAAUGAGUCUUCCAUCCAUUAAGAUCAGUAGGCCUACUUAUUGCCCCAUUUCAGUAGUAGACGGGUUUGUCGUAGACUCAUUAUAUUCCAUGGCAACAGUGUUUGCUUUAUCUUCCCACCUCCUCUUCACCCCCUGCUCCCCACGGAAGAAUGAAUCUGGAUUUCCUCUCCACAUCAUCCCUGUUUCUGUGAUUCGCUCUGUUAGUGUGUCAGGAUGGGCUAAAAACAUUUGCUAGCACCUGCGCACCAUACAUCUGGGCCCUCCACAGUCUCGCCUGUGCACAGGUGGUGACUCUCGACACCAUGCAGGGACCUCGGAGGAAGAUGAAGGUCAUGGUGAUGAUGACGAUGGUGUUCAUCUUCAUAGUGGUGGAGGUCUCUCGCAAUGCUGGGAAGGGCGACAGCAACAGAAAUAAGCAGCUGGUUCCCACGAAGCGUUUCUGGGCAAAAGAUCUUCCCAGUGACACCUACUGGAAUCGCCUGCAGCAACAGCUGAACUACAUCAACAACCGCAACCUAGGAAAGCUCAACUUCACAAUUGAUAAGCUUCCAGACUGGCUAAACGACACAGUCAGUCUGGACUCCUGUGAGCCAGACUUCAGGGUAACCACCCAAGUCAAGGAUUACAACUCGCUACCGGAUCGCUUCAAGGACUUCCUGCUGUAUAUGCGCUGCAGGUCCUAUCCCAUCGUGGUGGACCAGCCAAACAUGUGCAAAGACCCACCGUUCCUCCUCCUAGGUAUUAAAUCUUUAGUCCCACACUUUGAUCGACGUCAGGCCAUCCGCGAGUCGUGGGGCAAAGCUGGUCGCCUUGCAAACAAGACUGUCGUUACGGUGUUUCUUCUUGGAAACGCAGCCAUGGAGGACCACUUCCCUGAUCUCUCAAAGAUGCUCCACCAUGAGAGCUCCAUACAUGGAGAUAUUCUUCAAUGGGACUAUAGGGACACCUUCUUCAACCUCACCAUCAAGGAAGUGCUUUUCCUGGAAUGGCUGAGAACCCGCUGUCCUGGAGUCAGUUACAUUUUCAAGGGCGAUGACGAUGUUUUUGUUAACACCAUCCGCAUUAUAGACUUCCUAAGCAACCUUUCUCAUGCCAAAGCCAAGGAACUGUUUGUAGGAGAUGUGAUCACCAACGCUGGUCCGCAUAGAGACAAAAAGGUCAAGUAUUUUAUCCCGGAAAGCAUGUUUGUUGGAACGUACCCAGCCUAUGCGGGUGGGGGCGGUUAUUUGUUCUCGGGACAGCUGAUCCAGAAACUUCAUAACAUCUCAAGGUCGGUGCCCCUCUACCCCAUUGAUGAUGUAUACACAGGUAUGUGCCUUAAGAAACUGGGCCUUGCCCCUGAGAAGCACAAAGGCUUCAGAACCUUUGAUAUCGAGGAGAAAUAUCGCAAUAAUGCCUGUGCCUAUAAAAGCCUGAUGCUGGUCCAUCCCAGAAGUCCUCAACAUAUGAUUCAAAUCUGGGCCUGGCUGAAUGACCCAGCCUUGAACUGUCAGUGAACUGCUGAUCCAGGGUUUUGGCUGCUUUAAAGGGAUAGUUCACCCAAAAACGUUAAUUCUGUCAUCAUUUACUCACCGUCAUGAC
Molecule: messenger RNA, 1591 nt
Organism: Sinocyclocheilus anshuiensis
Lineage: Eukaryota; Metazoa; Chordata; Actinopteri; Cypriniformes; Cyprinidae
Gene: b3gnt2b
Product: UDP-GlcNAc:betaGal beta-1,3-N-acetylglucosaminyltransferase 2b
Exons: 3
Coding region: 313-1506 (397 amino acids)
Biological process (GO): poly-N-acetyllactosamine biosynthetic process; protein O-linked glycosylation
Cellular component (GO): Golgi membrane
Molecular function (GO): hexosyltransferase activity; UDP-glycosyltransferase activity
Source: RefSeq, a predicted model, not a curated record